Messenger RNA from Pungitius pungitius (ninespine stickleback), 2158 nucleotides. It is a transcript of the gene card9, whose product is annotated as caspase recruitment domain family, member 9. Gene Ontology annotation, biological process: regulation of apoptotic process; positive regulation of canonical NF-kappaB signal transduction. Bases 33 to 1760 code for a protein of 575 amino acids. The transcript is spliced from 14 exons. The record is from RefSeq and is a predicted model, not a curated record. Gene Ontology annotation, molecular function: CARD domain binding. Gene Ontology annotation, cellular component: cytoplasm. Lineage: Eukaryota; Metazoa; Chordata; Actinopteri; Perciformes; Gasterosteidae.
CCCAGAGAGAGGGAGACUGGUUCAAUCCGAAGAUGGAGACGGUAGGUGACGAUGACCUCUGCUGGCUGCAGCUUGAUGACUUCAGGAUGAUUCUCAUCAAAACCAUUGAACCUUCAAGAAUCACUCCCUACUUACGACAGUGUCAGGUGGUCACUGCUGAGGAUGAGGAGCAGCUCUUCAAUGACCCGGCUCUCGUCAUAAGGAGAAGAAAAGUUGGAGCCUUGCUGGACCUCCUACAAAGAACGGGUGUCAAAGGUUACACCGCUUUCCUGGAAAGUCUGGAGCUGGAUUAUCCUCAACUGUACAGCCGCAUCACCGGGAAGGAGCCCAACAGAACCUUCAGCAUCCUUAUCGACACAGCAGGUGAGUCCGGUCUCACUCAGUUCCUCAUGUCGGAGCUCAGCCGCCUGCAGAGGGCGCUUCAGGACGAGAGGAGGCGCCGCCAGCGGGCCUGCUCCCUUGCUAAGGAACAGGACGCGUUGUCCCGGCAGCAGCAGCUGAAGGAGCACGAGCUGAGGAAGCUGAGUGAGCGCGUGCAGAAGCUCCGGGAGGAGCGCGAGCUUCUGAGCGAGGAGGCGAAACAGCUCCGAGACCACAACUACAGCCUGAUGGCCGACAUCACCGGGCUGGCCCAAGAGAAGAGCGCCGCCCUGCUGGCCAACCGUGACCUGCAGAUAGAGGUUGAACGUCUGAAACACACGGUGCAGCGAGCUGAGAGUCAGACCAGAAUCCUGAGAAGAAGAACCAUGAGACAGGAGAGCAUUCUGUCUCCUCCCACCGAGACCUUCUUCCACCCAAACAAAGUGGAGGAGACACAGGAGAAGAAACAGGAGGAGACACAGGAGGAGACACAGGAGAAGACACAGGAGGAGAAACAGGAGGAGAAGAAAGAGGAGAAGCAGGAAAAUGAGGGUCAACCUCCUCAGAUUGACUUCUUCACAACAGUGCUACGGCUGAGGAGACAACUCCGCAGAGCAGAGGAGCAGAGAGACAGGAACCUGGAGGAGAAGGAGGAGCUGCAGCUGUUCUCCACCCAGCUGAAGGGAGAUGUCAGGAUGUACCGGCAACGAAACAAACAAACCCUCAGACAACUGGAGGAGGUGAUCAGCGAGAGAGACAAGGCUCUGUCUUCGCGGGCAGAGCAGCAGGAGGAGGUGCGGCUGCUCCUGCAGGAGAAGGAUCAUUACAGGGAGCAGGUCAGAAUGCUCACUGAACAAUCCGAUAAAUUGGAGCUUCUCCUGCUGAGGUCACAGGGGGAGGAGCUACAGCUGAGGACACGCCUCCGCAUACUCAGCAGCAACACCCACCAGAUGGAGCACAGUGUGAGCAGCGAGGGAGAGGAGCCCCCGCAGAAGGCAGCUGAAGAGGUGUGCAGUGGGACAUCUGGGGAGAACGAGGAGGCGCAGACCCUGCAGCAAGGGGACUCUAUUGUGGGAGGAGCCACAGAGUCUGAACAGAGGCCCAGCAGAGCAUCAUGGGUAAUUGAGCUGAUGACGACGAGGAGACGCACGGCUGUCUCACCUCCAGGGGGCAGCACAACUUCCUCUACCGCAGGAAGCGGGCCGUCCGGUCGAAGCUCGUCUGGAGGGAGUGCGCCGCCGGUAACCAUGACGACAGCAGCGGGAUGGACUCCUCAGACUCCGACUGAGGAGAAGAUGGCUUCAAAGGAGCCUGUUUGGUCCUGUCUCCUUUUAUUAGUUUUAGUUUCAUCAUUUAAUCAUUACAAUGAAAUAAAUGAAAAAGUAUCUUUAACCAAGUAAAGAUGUUUAAUUUGAACGUGGAACAUUAAAUUGUCCUGUAAAAAGUCUCUUCUCAUUCAUCAGAAACACAAUGAAUCAUAAAGGCAGCAGAUAGAGAAACAUGAAUGAAUGAAAUAAGGGAAACUAAACAUCUGAACUUUAAAAUGCACGAGAAGACGAGAAGCACAGCAUGAGUCAGGCGUUCAGCUGGUUCUUUUAUCUCGAUGAAUCCUUUGACAUUACCAUGGAGGAUCUUCUAAAAUCCCCUGAUGCCGAUGGUCCUUUGGGGUCCAGAGUCUGACAAUAGUCUUCAUCUGCCAUCUGGGAAACCACUUCUCUCCAAACAGUGGUACAUCUAUGUCGGGGAGCCCAGGCCGAGCCCCCCAGCAGUGGUGUACAAUGCAGUGUGUGAUAUCUCA